UUAUACUAUUUACUAACAUGAUUAUACUCUAUUAGCUGAAGAGAUGCACAUGUUAUAAAUGUCCAUCCCCACCCCUGAUUUCUUGCUUUGCCCUAUCUGUCGAACGCGAUUCAAUGGUACAACCAAAAAGCCAAUAUCGCUACUUUGCGGACACACUUGCUGUAGCUCAUGUCUACAGCUAAUGCACCGAAAGCAGUGCCCCCUUGAUGCCACGCCGUUUCAACAGGAAGAUAUAGAUUCUUUCCCAACAAACCAGGCGCUUCUUCUGCUUGUAACUGAAAACAAAACAGAAGAAAAUACUACCAAAGCACUCCAAAAUGGAGAUGAUAGUAAAAAUGACGAGAAAGUCGUAGGAACGUGUAUAGGCGAGCUAGCCCUCUAUUUGAAGCCUUUGUCUUCUGGAAACCAGAAGACAGGUAACAGUAUCACACUAUCACGGCCCAUGCAACGUAAGCUUGUCGCCCUGGUACACUGCCAGCUGGCGGAACCAGUAGGACGAGCACGAGCCCUUCGUGCUGCUCGCAGUCUUGGUGAGCGCACGUGUACGGAACUUAUACUCCAGCACCAGAACCAACAACAGCUUAGCAGUAUGCUGUGGGCGGCGGUGCGGACGCGCGGCUGCCAGUUCUUAGGGCCAGCCAUGCAGGAAGCCGCCCUCAAAUACAUCCUGCUUUCUCUGGAACAGGGCGAGGCGUUGUCCAGGAAAGUGCUGGUUCUGUACGUGGUCCAGCAGCUGGAGCCGCACUUCCCUCAAGCCAGCAAGACCAGCAUAGGACACGUGGUACAGCUACUAUACCGUGCCAGUUGCUUCAAGGUUGCCAAGAGGAAUGAUGAAAGUUCCCUGAUGCAACUAAAGGAGGAGUACAGGACAUAUGAAGCACUGCGACGGGAGCACGACGCGCAGAUCGUUAACAUGGCCCAGGAAGCGGGGAUCAGGAUCCCGCCCGAUCAGUGGAGCCAGCUAUUAUACGGAGAUACAGCCCACAAGUCGCAUAUGCAGAGUAUCAUUGAUAGGUUGCAGACGCCAGCUUCGUUUACACAGAGUAUACAGGAGCUGAUGAUAGCACUCUCCCGAACAGAGGACACGCACAACUUGUCAGGACUGUCUAACGAUUUCAAUACUCUAGCAGCGAUCAACCCAGCUACAGAGGACAGUUCAGUGACAUGGUCGCAGCUGAAAGUAGCGCUGAUAGCGCUGAGGAACGUUGUGAAAGGACUAGAGAGGUUCCUGCAAGCUAAAGCUAAAGUUAAGGGACUCACCGAGCACACUGCCGGAUGUCUUCAUGAUAACUGCAAUGCGCACGGAAAAUACAAAACAACAAUGUGUAGAGACUUGCUCCUACCGCAGUCGUGUCCCCGAGGUGCGUCCUGUACCUUCGCUCACACUCAAGAUGAGAUGGAGAGGUACAGAAGCCAGAAGAAGAACAUGAAGAACAUGUCGGAAGCAGAACACAGUGCUACCUGCUCCAUGAACAGCUCUCCGAGUGUUAGUUCGAUGCAAGCAAGUUUGCCGCCUGCAGGAUCUCCAGUCGUGUCUCAGCAGCAACCUAUGUCACAACAACUAAAAGCUAGUCCACACCAUGUUCCUCAGCCCCACGUACCACAGGGAAUGUUGCCACCGCCUCCGCCAGCCUAUCCACCUCAGAAUAUGCCGGGUUUGCCCCCUACUAACGGUCACCACCUGCCAACGUCUCGACCGUGGAACGGCAAUGUCCUGACGCCGGAUCCACGCCUGGCAACGCCCCGACUUCCUGGUUAUCAACAAAUGGCCGGUCCACACCGCCAACUGGAUCACGAAACUCUACAGUUGCUGCAACUGAAGCAGCAGCUUCUUCAGCAGGGUGUCCAAACUCCGUUACCACCACCGCCAGCUGCUCCUCUCCCAUCCUCUCUACAUAACCUUACUACCGAGCAGCUCCUGAGUCAUGCUACCAACCAGUUCUCCUCUGUACCCACCUCACGAUCUAACGGACUGACUGGAGACUACAACUUUGGAACAGUUCCAAAUGUCACUAACAUUGACACACUGAGUCAGAGGUUGCACAUGAGUCAACAGCAUGCCCCUCCUCCUCCGCCGCCUGUUUCCUCUGCUUCUCGUCAAGAGGCUCAAAUACCUCUGUGGGAUCAACCGAAGAUCAACGGACUGACGAAUGCUGCCUCUGCUACACCAGUAAGUGGAGCACAAGGUACCCCCAACCUGUGGGGAGGACAAUAUGACCCCUUAGUUAGCCAACUGAACGGCUACGAUGAAGCACUCCUCAGACAAGAGCUGCUGAAACAGUACAGUCAACUGUCCCUGGCAAGCACUCCUGGUCUUACAUCCAACCUACUGAACCAGUUGCAAGCGCAGCAACACGCUCAGCAGCAACACGCUGCAGCGUCACCAUCACCCGCUCUACCGUCCUUCCCUAACUACGAUGCUACCAACAUUCUAGCCUCGAGACUCAAUCAACUCCGACUGUCUCAACAACUUGGGAAUCCAGCAACCAGUACUGGUUACCAGACUAAUCCCACUGAGUCCCUGUCUAAUGGCCUCAACGGAUACGAUCGCCUAAUUCCUCAGGCGUCUACUCCAACUGUACAGCAAAUCAAGUACGAACUUGCCAAGGCAGAGAAAUACGAGCAGCUCCUAAACAGCGGGCUUUCAAACAGUGCUCUGCUCUCACAGCUUCACUCUAGUGGACUUACCAAUGGUCUCUCCAAUGGGCAACUUAAUGGACUAUCCAAUGGGCAACUCAAUGGACUCUCCAAUGGGCAACUCAAUGGACUUUCCAAUGGGCAACUCAAUGGACUUUCCAAUGGGCAAAUUAAUGGACUUUCCAACGGGCAAAUUAAUGGACUUUCCAAUGGACUCUCCAACGGGCAACUAAAUGGACUCUCAAAUGGACUUUCCAAUGGGCUGUCUAACGGGCAACUAAAUGGACUCUCCAAUGGACUUUCUAACGGCCUUCAUGGUGGUUUAAAUAACGGGCUCUCCAAUGACUUUGCUAAGAGUGCUAGCCAGAUAAACCCAAGUGCUACACCAAUGGACCAGUACUCUAACGCAGCCACGCCCAGUAUUUGGCAAAACGAUAGUAGUUGGCACAGCUUUCUGAGCAGCAGACCGACAAGUGUGGCUUUGGGCAGCCACAGCAGCCAUGGCAGCCUCCAGAUGAAUAGUGGUGGUCACAACAGCCAUGCCGGUGGAGAUGACAUGAACGCUAGCAUUCAGCAGUUGCUGCAACACUAUACCGACCGGAACUUGGCAUUCCAGUUCCAGCUUGACGAUGUUGAGUGAAACUAUAAACUGUGUGGAGACCGGGGUGCACACCCUGGUGCACUCCAACCCCACUACAAACAUGCAGACCCGUCCAGUGUGAUCCGAACACACUGAAUCUUCCGUACUUCUGUGCCGUGCAACAGCACUAAUACAUUCUAUCUGUUUGGUGUGAAUUGCUCCCACGGGGAGCAUAUUUUGAAUACCUGUUAUUGUCUCUGCGAAAUAAUAAUGUACUUUACUGAUAUAAGGAUAUAGUUAUUCGCCAUAUAAUAAUACAUUCAUAUAUAUUGAUUAACAAUAUUCUUCUCAGAUGAAAGGAGGAGAAGCUCAUUUUCUUUAUGUUGUAAAGAAACAUAAUUACCCAUUUGUUCCUUCGUGUUUUAGUGUACUUAAGUUCGGUUUAAUACUGCAAAAUGUGGGUGCUCUGUCCAGUGCCGCUGCCAUGGAAGGUGAUCUUAUUGUAGCACCUAUAUUGGGUGAUGCAAGUGUUGCCUUGUUGGUGGUUGUGGUGCUUUUCAGGGUCCCACAGCCUUGUGUCGGGCUUGUCGCGUUAGUUUCAGUGACAAACUCGAGCUCACGGUUUUUUGUUCGAAAGUAUACCGAUAUUGAGAUUUAAUAGUAUUUUGUAGUUAUAGUUUGCUGAAAUCCUACCUUAGAGAUUUGUUUGUUGCCAAUAGUUUUUCGUCCAAAGUAAAUUGUUUCGAUGUGGUGCUGUGCACAUGAUAUUUUAAACAUAUCUUUCUUAAUAAUGAAUUCUUAGCUGAAAUAAUUGGCAACAAAUUCUCUCUAUAGAUCAUUGGUGAAAUUCAACAUAUAUCAUGUCAGGUUUCUGAAAAUUUGGUUUCUUGUUUGAAAGAAAAACUUGCUAGUUUGUGCCGUGUAAUGGUGAAUCAACGCUUACCAUGAUUCCGUGGCUAUGAAUUUUAAAUCUUUAGUUAUUUUAAUAGGUUGGCGUACCUUACCUCUUCAUAUUUCUGUAUGUUAUGUGAAAAAUCGUAAGGGCCAAUUUUUUCUUGUCAAAUUUUAAUAUAUUACUGCGUAAAAAACGUUUAAAGUAUACCUAUUUAUAAAGCGAUCUCUUUGGCGUGAAGAGUGCCACGACAUGUUAAUGUAACGGAGGCACCACGUGCAGAUUGCGCGCAGUACAAUCUCUGGUAUCGUGCGCUUCGCAGCGACCCAGUGUACAAUUAGACGUGAUCAGUUUAAAGAUAUUUAGAAUGGUAAUUGUGGGAGCAGUGCAACCGAGAAAAUAAUUUAUGAAAUCUCCGCAAGCGAGAUGUGACCCCGCUUCAAAAACUCAGUUCCCAGUUGCACUGCUACCGCGUUAAGACUGUAAUAGCAAAUGCAAUGUUGCUAUUGUUGAUAAUUAGCAAUAAUUUGCUAUGCUAUAUUAUUCUCUACCUUGUGUAUAUGUUAAACCUGAUUUGGAGUUUAGUGGACCCACGGAUGGUUUAUUUUUGCACUCUUUCCGAGUGUGUAACCGAAAAAUUGU
Molecule: messenger RNA, 4751 nt
Organism: Bolinopsis microptera
Lineage: Eukaryota; Metazoa; Ctenophora; Tentaculata; Lobata; Bolinopsidae
Product: roquin-1-like
Exons: 16
Coding region: 59-3277 (1072 amino acids)
Biological process (GO): ubiquitin-dependent protein catabolic process; nuclear-transcribed mRNA catabolic process, deadenylation-dependent decay; protein polyubiquitination
Cellular component (GO): cytoplasmic stress granule
Molecular function (GO): ubiquitin protein ligase activity; mRNA binding; double-stranded RNA binding
Source: RefSeq, a predicted model, not a curated record